UUAUGCAUUUGGGAGAAACAAUGCCCAACAAAACACAAGAGGAUGCUGUUGUCAAUCUGAAAACACUGCAGGAGUUCUCCUCUCAGCUGGGCUUUGAGUGGCCAGUUCUUGCAUAUGAGCUUGGUUUUAACAGAUCUGAGAUUGCUAAAUUUCACACAAAAUCCACAGACAAAAAAAGACAAGCCAGGGCCAUGUUAGAAAGCUGGUAUGAGAAAUCAUGUGAAAAGCCCAACAAAACAAAACUCCUUCAAGAUGGACUGGAGCGCGCAGGGAGAAGAGAUUUAGCAGAGAAGUUACGUUGCAUUCACUGGGGACACCAGAAGCUGAGCCGCAGGGUGGAGCUGCCCUCUGCUUUUCCUUUUCUUAUCACAGUGCACAAGACCAUCCAUAACCAGGAAGGACUAAAAAGGAUUAACGACCUCAACUGUAAAUACAUGCACUGCAAGUAA
This is a messenger RNA of Periophthalmus magnuspinnatus, 449 nucleotides long. RefSeq lists its product as uncharacterized. Gene Ontology annotation, cellular component: CD95 death-inducing signaling complex; cytoplasm. The transcript has 3 exons. NCBI's taxonomy places the organism in Eukaryota, Metazoa, Chordata, Actinopteri, Gobiiformes, Gobiidae. Gene Ontology annotation, molecular function: death receptor binding; caspase binding. The coding region runs from base 3 to 449 and encodes 148 amino acids. Gene Ontology annotation, biological process: positive regulation of extrinsic apoptotic signaling pathway; TRAIL-activated apoptotic signaling pathway. The record is from RefSeq and is a predicted model, not a curated record.